This is a messenger RNA of Apis cerana (Asiatic honeybee), 11166 nucleotides long. RefSeq names its product calcium-activated potassium channel slo (gene slo). Gene Ontology annotation, molecular function: large conductance calcium-activated potassium channel activity. The record is from RefSeq and is a predicted model, not a curated record. Gene Ontology annotation, cellular component: postsynaptic membrane. Gene Ontology annotation, biological process: potassium ion transmembrane transport. Lineage: Eukaryota; Metazoa; Arthropoda; Insecta; Hymenoptera; Apidae.
UUGGUCCCGGUCCAUUGUUGCGUAUUGAUUGCUGCGGAGCGGUGGUAUGGUCGUUGGGACACUCGGUCGUCCUCAUCGCCGUCGUCGUCGUCGUCGUCGUCGGUGGUACAGUCGAGUAGGUUAAGAAAGCGGGACACGCGUACAGAUAGAUCAGUUUUCCGUGUCGUUGUGAUCGAAAGCGCGUUUCGUCGCGUGCGAUCCAUGGAUCUGGGUUUACAAUAUAAUAAUUACACGUAAAAUAUACAAGUAUAUAUACGUAUUUCUUCAUAUAUACAUAUAAUUACACUUUCACAUAUACAUGCAUAUAGAUGACACACGCGACACUUGUAAGUAUAAGUGCGCGCGCGCAACAUAUACACGUAUAAACAUAUAAACACAUGCACGAUACAAAUAAAAAUUAUUUCCAUAUAUGUAUAUAUGCAUACAUAUACACGCAUACACGCGCGCGCAUCUAUAUAUACGUUAUACGUGUACAUAAACAUUUACUUAUAGAUAUAACAAAUACAUAUGUACGAUCGUGUGCGCGCGUGCCUACACGUACAUUUACGCAUACUCCAUAUAGGAAUAUAUAAAUAUGUACAUAUAUAUUUAUGUAUAUUUAUGUACAUAUAACACAAAAUUGAUAUAAUUACAAAUGAAAUACGGAUACACAGACGAAUACGUUGGUGCGCACAUAUAGGCAACAUGAACAUACAGACAGACGUAUAUAAAAAAAUAUAAAGAUACACGCGACAUACAGACAGAGCAUUGAAUACAGGCACGCACGUAUGUGUAUAUACGUGGACGCACGCGUAUGUAUAUAUCAUCGUAGUGGUGGUGUCAGUGGGUUGUUUUCUUGUUUUCUGUUUCUCCCUCUUUCGAGAUUGGAACUACCUGCAGCAUCAGCGGCGGCGGCGGCGGCAUCAGCUGCCGCCGAGCAUGUCGACAUCGACUCAUACUGAUCUUCGAUCACGAUAAACUUGGUGAAUAAUUUUUGAAGAUAGUUCUCGCGAAUUCUUCCCGAGAGAAAAAUCAACAGACGGAAUUAUGUACAUCCGAAUAAUAAUUUGUAGGAGCAGGACCGAAUAAUCGGGGAUAAGAAAGAAAGACAAAGAUUAAAAAUUUCAUCGGUUCGGUUGGUGAAAUAGCGGACGAGAGGAAGCGCAAUAAAGAAUUGCUGAUUCGAAUAAAAAAAAAAUCGGUCAAUCUGAAAUCUGAUUUCGCUACAGGGAAAGGACAAACGAAACGAAACAAAGGAAGAGUUGAACGGACGGGCAAGCUAGAGAGGGUGGAGAGUGAGAUAGAGUGAAAGAGGGUUCUUUCGUGAAGUGAAGAACGAGUGUGAGAAAAGAAUAGAAGGGAGAAACGAGUGUAACGAACGAGAUAAGGAACGAGAGAUAAGGAACUUGGCGGAAGAAGGAAGAAAGAAAAGGAAAAGAGAUUAGGAUUAAACUGGCAAAAAAUCAGCAAUAGGAACGGCAAUAGUAGGAUUUGGAAACAGGUGAAGAUAAUUUCAAAGAGAGCAAGUGUAGGACGGGGGUGGGUGGGUGGGUGGUAAUCGGUGCGUGCGUGCAUCGUGCGUGCAUCGUGCGUCGUACGUGCAUCGUGCGCGGGUGCGUGCGGCGUGCGUGUAUAAACAAGAAAAAGAAGAGGAAAAAGAAGAAGAGGAGGAAAAGGAAGAAGGAAUAAACGGCACGAUAUAAACGGAGAAAAGGAAAGAAAAGAAAAAAAAUAGAGGAAAUAAAGGUUAGUUGGUUUGGUGGUGGUGGUGGUAGUAGUGGUGGCGGUGGUGGUGGUAGUGGUGGUGGUGGUGGUAGUAAUAGUAGUAGUAGUGGUGAGUGGGCGCAAACUGCGCGAAGCUAGUUCGUGGUUGAAAGCUGCAACGAAGCGCGAGGCGUGCAGAGUUGCAGCAGGAAAUUAUGAAGCGUAUAAGGAGCGCCCCGUUGGCCGCCGCUUGUGAUAGCUGCCGGUGAAUGUGUGAUCCGGGGGCAGCAGAGAUCCACCGUAAUGACGACCGAAGAGACGACCGAGCAGCCCCCGGUAGACGACUGCCUGAAGGAACGGAAAUGGUGGUGCUUCCUGCUGUCGAGCAUCUUCACUUUCCUUGCCGGGCUGCUGAUCGUACUCCUCUGGCGUGCGUUCGCCUUCCUCUGCUGUCGCAAGGAACCCGAAUUCGCUCCAAAUGACCCAAAACAGAAAGAGCAGAAGACGAGCCGUCAGGGCAAGGAGUUCGAGGGGACUUUUAUGACCGAGGCCAAAGACUGGGCCGGUGAACUGAUUUCUGGACAGACCACCACUGGACGUAUUUUGGUGGUGUUAGUUUUCAUUCUCAGUAUAGCAUCGCUUAUAAUAUACUUCAUCGAUGCCUCUAGCGAAGAGGUGGAACGUUGCCAAGAGUGGAGCAACAACAUUACUCAGCAGAUAGACUUAGCUUUCAAUAUAUUUUUUAUGGUCUACUUUUUUAUACGCUUUAUCGCCGCCAGUGAUAAGCUGUGGUUCAUGCUGGAGAUGUAUUCGUUCGUGGACUACUUUACGAUACCACCGUCCUUCGUGUCGAUAUAUCUCGAUCGGACGUGGAUCGGACUGAGGUUCCUUCGAGCCCUACGACUGAUGACGGUCCCUGACAUUCUCCAGUACCUAAACAUUCUAAAAACAUCGAGUUCCAUUCGUCUCGCCCAACUUGUAUCGAUCUUCAUCUCCGUCUGGUUAACAGCUGCUGGCAUCAUUCAUUUGCUUGAAAACUCAGGGGACCCGUUCGAGUUCACGAACCCUCAACAGCUUUCGUACUGGACCUGCGUCUAUUUUCUCAUCGUGACGAUGUCCACGGUAGGAUAUGGCGACGUUUACUGCCAGACGGUCCUCGGCCGCACAUUCCUAGUAUUUUUUCUACUCGUCGGUUUGGCAAUUUUUGCUAGUAGCAUACCUGAGAUAAUAGAGCUCGUAGGCAGUAGGUCCAAGUACAGCGGCGAAUACAAGCGGGAACAUGGAAAGAGACAUAUUGUCGUGUGUGGCCACAUCACCUACGAAUCAGUCUCGCACUUCCUCAAGGACUUCUUGCACGAGGACCGCGAGGACGUCGACGUGGAAGUUGUCUUCUUGCAUAGGAAACCACCAGAUCUCGAGCUGGAGGGACUAUUCAAACGGCACUUCACCACCGUGGAGUUCUUUCAGGGGACCAUCAUGAACCCCAUUGAUCUGCAACGGGUCAAGGUCCACGAGGCAGACGCGUGUUUGGUUCUGGCGAACAAGUACUGUCAAGAUCCAGAUGCGGAAGACGCAGCAAACAUCAUGCGUGUCAUCUCCAUCAAGAACUAUUCGGAUGACAUUCGCGUUAUCAUUCAAUUAAUGCAAUAUCACAACAAGGCCUACUUACUAAACAUUCCAUCAUGGGACUGGAAACAGGGCGACGACGUGAUCUGCCUGGCCGAAUUGAAGCUGGGCUUCAUCGCACAGUCCUGUCUAGCGCCGGGUUUCAGCACAAUGAUGGCCAAUCUUUUCGCCAUGCGUUCCUUCAAGACGUCGCCGGAUACUCAGGCGUGGCAGAAUGAUUACCUGCAGGGCACGGGCUGCGAGAUGUACACGGAAACCCUCUCCCCGUCCUUUACCGGGAUGACAUUUCCCCAAGCCAGCGAGUUAUGCUUCACGAAGUUGAAGUUAUUGCUGUUGGCAAUCGAGAUAAAGGGCGAAGGAGGUGGCGACAGUAAGAUAUCAAUUAAUCCACGUGGUGCCAAGAUCGUAGCAAAUACUCAGGGAUUCUUCAUUGCUCAAUCUGCCGACGAAGUAAAACGGGCGUGGUUCUAUUGCAAAGCAUGCCACGAGGAUAUAAAAGACGAAACUCUGAUCAAGAAGUGCAAGUGCAAAAAUUUGGGGCAGCAGCAGCGCUCCUGGGGCCGGGACUUAGUGGCCACAUUCCGGAAAGGCGUGCGAGCUGUUCAAAUGGUUGGAAGAGCAAGUGAAGACUUCUCGUAUGCAAACGACCACCAUCCUCCCCCCACAUUCACUCCGCCAGAACUGCCCAAGAUGGUUCACGUAAGAGGUGAGAUCAGUCGUGACCGAGAAGAUCCAAACGCGAUGAGAAAUCACCGGAAUUCCGUCGGGAUGACCAUGAUGAAUUCAACGAAACAAGUGAAUAAGGUGAAACCGAAUGUGAAUCGAGCGACAAAUGACAGUUUAUCCAGUCCAAAUCAACCGUACAAUCAAAGAUCGCAAGAGGAGUCCGCAUACCCUGGCUACCAUCUCGCCUACGAAGUCAAAAAGCUCAUGCCGACGAGCAGAGCCUCGGGUGGUACGAACGUGAACAACAACGGUGGUCUUCAAGUCGGAAUAGCCGACGAUCAGGCGAAGGAUUUCGAUUUCGAGAAGACCGAAAUGAAGUACGAUUCAACGGGUAUGUUCCAUUGGAGUCCAUCCCGUAACCUCGAAGACUGCAUAUUGGAUCGUAAUCAGGCGGCGAUGACAGUCUUGAACGGACAUGUCGUCGUAUGCCUAUUCGCCGAUCCCGACUCGCCUCUCAUCGGACUGAGAAACCUUGUCAUGCCAUUACGAGCUUCCAAUUUUCAUUACCACGAGCUUAAACACGUAGUAAUAGUUGGGUCUGUGGAUUACAUCCGCCGCGAGUGGAAGAUGUUGCAGAAUCUACCGAAGAUAUCGGUGUUAAACGGUUCACCAUUAAGCAGAGCAGAUCUGCGUGCCGUUAACGUGAAUUUGUGCGACAUGUGUUGUAUCCUGUCGGCUAAAGUGCCUAGCAACGAUGACCCCACCCUCGCCGACAAGGAAGCCAUCCUCGCGUCCCUUAAUAUCAAAGCUAUGACUUUCGACGACACCAUUGGUGUACUGAGCCAAGCAAAUAAUGAACAAGGUAAUUUGACCGCAGUUGGCAGUCCAAUCGUUUUGCAGCGACGAGGAUCCGUUUAUGGAGCAAACGUGCCAAUGAUAACAGAACUCGUAAACGAUAGCAACGUGCAGUUCCUUGACCAGGACGACGACGAUGAUCCGGACACAGAACUGUACCUUACCCAACCGUUUGCUUGCGGUACUGCCUUUGCCGUCAGCGUAUUAGAUUCAUUAAUGUCGACGACAUAUUUCAAUCAGAACGCGCUGACUUUAAUUCGAUCUCUAAUCACUGGUGGAGCAACGCCUGAGUUAGAAUUAAUUCUUGCUGAAGGAGCAGGUUUACGAGGAGGUUAUAGCACACCUGAUAGUUUGGCCAAUAGAGAUCGAUGUCGAGUUGGUCAAAUCGCGUUAUACGACGGGCCAUUAGCCCAGUAUGGCGAAGGAGGCAAGUACGGUGACCUCUUUGUCGCAGCAUUAAAGUCAUAUGGAAUGCUGUGCAUUGGUCUGUACAGGUACAGGUUUCGAGAUACAAGCUCAUCGUGCGAUGCUUCUUCUAAACGAUACGUCAUUACAAAUCCUCCAGAUGAUUUCACGUUAUUGCCUACAGAUCAGGUUUUCGUGCUGAUGCAAUUUGACCCAGGUCUGGAAUAUAAGCCGAGCAGAGGAGCUCGGGGAAAGGAUGAUGCCUCCUGACUGUUGCUGUGUAGCGCCCUCACCGACGGACCUUAUUCCUAUAUCUAAUCACGCAAAGGAAGCCAUCAUGCCGCCCGUCGUCCCUAGUCUAGGUUGGCUGGCAUUAUGGUAUGAUGCCCUCAACGAAUAAUUAUCGCAAACCCCGUCCAUAGAAACGUAUCAUCAACACGUCCGUUUUUUCCGCUGGUUACAUAGUGUGUCACCGGUGAAAAUUUCGUCGAUACUUACGUACAACUGAUUCGGUUUUAUCCUCUAGUGUGUCCAACAGAUUUCUCUGUUCUUUGCUAUUUAUCGCUGCGUGAUUUAUUUUCACAUCGUGUUCGAACAUUUUUUACGUUGAGGCUUGUUUGUGAUAACGAAUAAAAGAAGAAGGUAAAAAAAAAUAAUGUAGAGAAAGAAAAAAGAAGACAAAUGUAAAGAAAGAAAAGAAGAAGGAGGAGGACGAAAGAAGAAUAAUCUGCAAGAGAAAGAAAGAAGUAUAGAAACGGCAAAAGGGAUACCGGGAUGCGGUAUGAUGAAAAACGGUCCGAGGGUAGCUACACGUUAAGCUUUCUAAAUCUUCGUAAGACGAAGAAAUAAUAACGUCUUCGAUGGAAGGCUGAAUAAGGACUGAACGGGCUUAUCUCUGAAGCGUAAAACGGCUGUGUAUAUCCCACGGCCUUUUAUGCAUUCAGCAGUAUACAGAAGAAGUACAGGAAGAAAACAGAAAAAGAAAAAAAAAGAUAUACUUAAAACAAUGCGAAGCAAAACAGCUUAACUAAUAAAAAUGCUUGAGAACAUCUUCAAGGCUGAUCGCUAAGGAAUUGUAAUCGCCUUCGCGACUUAACGUAUACCAUCGCUGUAGCUCAUUCAGGAUAUGUAAAUAGGUACAGAACAAGUGAAUAUGUUGUCAUUUGACGGUAAACUAUAAGCGAAAAUGCGGAACGAGGAGGAAAGAGGAAGAAAUAUGAUUAUUGAUUGAGAUAUAAAUUGCACUGACAGGAACCACCGUUUUGGUCCUUUCAUUGUAAAUGCAUUGUUCACUUUGCAAAGACAGUCGUGUGUUCGUCUCCUGUAUCGUGAUUUUGUAUCUUGCCUUGUCAGCAAAUGGAAAUAUGUAUACAUAUAUGUACAUGUAUCUGUAUAUGCGUAUGUACGUAGGUGAUUCGUGCAAUUAGAACAGACCACAGCUUUUAUUCUGAAAAUGAAAGACUUACAAGAAGUGUGAUAUAUGAUUUAGCAUAUUUGCAAUUUUAUCAUUGUAUAUCUAAUUUUAUUAUGAUUAUGUACACUUCUCUAUGUUCUUCUGUUCUCUUCUUGAUUUAUAAAUACAGAAAUAUUGAAAUAAAUAGUUUAUAUAAUACUCUGUGAUCAGUGUGCAAGUCCACUGAUAAAGAUAUUUAUAUUAUUGAAUGUAAUACGUAAUUUUUAAACGUGAUUUGCAACUUUUUUUGUAACUACAUACAUAUUAUGUAAUAAAAAGUUGACAUCAUAUUUAAUUAUAUAAAUCUAUACCAGAAAAAUAAAAUAUUUAGCACGGUUAUGUAUAUACACAUAUGUUAUUUCUCUAAAUGGGCUUGUAAAAUAUUAAAUCUUCUUAUUCCAUUAUUACAGCAUUUUUACACAAAUAAUGAAAAAAGAUUAAUGAUAAUACAAAGCACUAUAUUUUCUAUUUGCAUUUAAUGAAACAAAUAUAAGCAAAUAUUAUAGAUAGACGUCACGAUAUUUCUAAAAGAAACGAAUAUUAAUUUAGCGUGUUUAUUUUGCUAAUUAUGUACGUAUGAUAUAUAUAUUUUAUUUCAAUUUUUGUGUAAUCAAGAAAAAGGUUAUAGUCUGUUAUACAUGCAACAAUCACCUCGUAUGCUUAGUUUUAGAUGAAACAAUUUGCAAAUGAUAUGUGCAGCGUUACAAAAGAUAGGUACGAACAGGAGUGCAGGACUAUAUGUAAACUUUACCUUGAGUGUCUUCUUUUGCGGCUAAUGAUAAAAAAAUCUCAAUCAAGCACUUUGUACAGAUUCUAUACAUAAACGUGUAUGCAUCUAUGGAUGUAUGUACGUAUGUAGGUACGUACGUAUGUAUGUAUGUAUCUAUGUAUGAAUUUAUGCACGUACGUGCGUAUGUAUGUAUCUAUGUAUGUAUACAUGUAUGUAUGAAUGUAUACAUUUAUGCAUGUAUACAUAUGUGUAUAUAAUUGUAUACGUAUGCGCGUACUUAUGUACGCAUAUAUACACAUAUUUGUACGUGCGUAUAUGUAUGCAUGUGUGUGUGUUUGUGUGUAGAUAUGCAUGUGUGCACGCGUGUAUGCAUGCACGUGUGUAUGUGUAUAUAUAUGUAUGUAUGUAUAUGUGUGAAUAUAUAUAAUAAUUACGAUAAAAAAAUACCCUUUUCCACACAAAUUGAGUAUUAAUCGACUAUGUAUCGAUACGACUAAAUAUACGUUAUAAGUAUAUAUGCACAUAUAUAUGUAUACAUAGACACUCUCUUUUAUAUAUUUUUAUGAAACUCACGAGUGUGUACAUACGAACGUACAUAUGUGUACAUACAUCCAUAUACGUAUACACGUAUGUAUGUAUGUAUAUAUGUCUGUAUGCAUGUAUAUGUAUAUAUAUGUAUGUAUGUAAAAAAAAAACAAACAAACAAACAAACGGAUCAAAUAAGAUAUAUACAUACAAAAUAUACAUAAAAAAAAAAAAUAAGAAAUACACAGAUACACCUAUACACAAAUACUUCUUCCUUGCUCUUUCCCCCGCUCCGCCCCAACCCCCUUUUUUCUGUCACUGUAACAUGACUGAAACACGCACACGUAAUGAUAUAACAUACGAGAGAGAAAAGAAAAUACGUACGAGUGCAUGUAAUAUGGCAACACAAUCACAACACGGUAUGGAUUCACAGAUACAGAUGCAUUAAGAUACAUACACACGCGCAUCCUUUCUUUUUCUCAUGUACACGCGCACAGCGCGCACACAUCACACACCACACAUCACACACACACACACACACACACACACACACAAAACACACGCGAUGGAAAAAAAAGUGAUAUUACAUCGACGAAAUGUGUGAGAAGAAAGAAGAAGAAUGGGGGGAGAGAAAAAAAAAGGAAACCAGGGGAAACGAUUCGCGCGUGCGGAAGCAAAGUAACACGGGGAGUGUACAGGAAAUGGAAAUGGUAUCGUGUGAUCCGACCAAUAUGAUAUACAUUGAAAAAAGCAUCGGUUUCUGUGCUCGAUCGUUAAAAUUCAGACUAACUUACGGGAUAAUAAUAAUAAAAAAAAAGAAAAUGUGCAAAUGGGACGUAGCGGAUCAAUAUUAACGGGGAAAAGAGAGAACACAAAAAAAGUAGCUGUGGUAGACGCUGCCGUGUAUCGCGAUUACGAGUCGCCGCCGCCACCGCCAUUGCUACUGUUUGCAAUAUAUCCAUAUGCACUAUUCACUGCCACUGCAGUUCGUGUUAUAUCGUUGUAUAUAACUUUCUAUGUAUGGCUCGAUUAAGGCGAGAAGGGCCGGUGAGGCGUGCGAAUCGGAUAGCUUGAUGAAUGUAAAAAAAAGAAAAAAAAAAAAAAAGAUUAUAAUAACUAAACAAUGUGCAGCAUCAGCCGCAAUAAGUGUCAUUCGUUGCUCCUGAUUUCCAUUUUAUUUUUUCAUUUUUUUUUUUCUAUUUUUGAUUUUUCGUUACAUUAUUUCGUAUCGAUCCGCGAUACGGAGAACGUCGAUCGAUCUCUCUCUGUUUUUUAAUGUCAAAAUCGAUAUUUAAAUGCGCUCCUUUAAUCGAUUGCGAAUGUAAUGUUACGAUGAGGAUAAAAAUGAACGAUUGUCAAUGAAUCGCUUUCGGCUUUCUUAUUCUUCUCAUAUCAAUCGAACAAUAGCAAACGAAGUUUUAUUUCGAAUAUCGAAUCAACUAUGUGAUCAACUGAUUAUCGAUUUAUCUUAAUUAUAAAAUUUCAAAUGUUAUAUAUUUCCUUUGUGUUUGUAUCGAGACAUGAUAUUCGUUAUCAUAAAAUAAUAUAAUAAAAUAAAAUAAAAUUAAAAUUAUCAAAAUAUUAUAGUAAAUUUUCAAAAUUAAUAAAGAAUAAAUAAAGCUGAAAGUGAAUCAGAAUUAGCUAUGAAAAGUGAACGAAAAUCACAUUUCCAAUUAUUAAUUACGAAAAUUCUCUUAUAUGUUAUUGUUAUUCUUCUCGCUAUAUGACAGUACUAUUCUUUUUCUCUUUUCCAAACUGACCAUUUUGCAUCGGACUUCGAGGAAUCUUUUAAACAAUGAAAACUGUAACAAAGAACAACCAUAAUUGUAAAUGAACUCUUUCUACUUCUUCAUCGGCAAUUACGAUGAAAAUUUCAUAAAAGAAAAAAGAAAGAAAUGGGAAAAAAAGUAUCGAAACGCAAAAGAUAGAUUAGACUUGUUUAUUGAUUUGAUAAAUAUUCGAUUUCUCGAGGAACGAGCAUAAAAUAUCUUAAAAGACGAAAGAAACACAUACUUUAUAAAAUAAACAAAUUACAAUUCGUAAUCGAACCAUCUUGUUUUUUGAGGAGAAAAGUUUGUUCAUAAAAGUCAAUUCUCAUAUAAUUGUUUGACUAAUUUAGCGGCUUUUAGAAUCGCGUAAAUCAAGAUGGAGGACUCUCGAUGACCCUGCCUCGCCUUGAUGCGAUUAUAUAAUGAAAACAAAAGUUUGCGCGUUAGAUUUUGUGGAAAUCGUUCGUUAAGUGAUUAAAAAAAAAAAAAAAGAAAUUUGUCGGAGCCUUGUGUAGAGUUUUAGAUGAUUGGUCGAGAUUUGCGUCGCGUGGGACGAGCCAGGCAGUAGAAUUUUUACUUGAUAAAAGGGUGAAUAUUUCUUGAAUUUUUAAUAUUUAUCAUUUUUUUCCCUUUAAAUUACAAUUGUACAUUUAGUUCGAUUUUUUACGUAAGAAAGAAAAGUGAUUAUUUUUUUUAUACUUAUUAUUUCAUUCACACUUACACAUACACACACAAACACAUACAUUCUCUCUCUCUCUCUCUCUCUCUCUCUCUCUCUCUCUCUCUCUCUCUCUCUCUCUCUCUCUCUCUCUCUCUCUUUCUCUCUUUCUCGAGAAGAAACUGGUGCCUGGCUACUCGCGAGAUACAAAUUAUUCAUGCACUCUCUUUAAUAAUUAAAUCAUGCACCGAUUCAAUCGAUAUCAUCACCCGUAAUCGUAUUUUCGUGCGUCGCACGGAUACACGUGGCGCAUUUGUGUGUAUGUGAGACGUGUGUAUCUAAACGAAGUAUAUAUAUAUAUAUAUAUAUAUAUAUAUAUAUAUGUAUAUAUAUGUAUGUAUAUAUAUAUACAUAUAUAUAUGUGUGUGUGUGUAAUAUAAUUAUAUAUAAUAUAUAAUUAUAUUACAUAUAUAUACAAUUAACGUUAAAAGAAAAAGAAAAAAAAAGGAAAAAAAAAAUAAAUCGAACAAAAUACCAAAAUGAUUCGAAAUAUAUAUGGAAAUUAUAAAAUGUAUAAAGAGAGAAAAAAUUAAGGCGCGCUGAGCGUACGCCACCUUCGAUGCCUCAUUGACCUCAUCUAAUGCUUUUUUAUCUGUACAUUUACAAUUUGUGUACCAAUGAGGAACGUUGUUUAAUCAUGUUGUUGAUGUUAUUGUUAAAGAAUGAGAUUCAAUAUUGUAUAUAACUAUAUAUUCAUUAUAAUUGAUGAUAUAAAUAAUUAUAUACAUAAAAUUAA